This is a messenger RNA of Schistosoma guineensis, 4343 nucleotides long. NCBI's taxonomy places the organism in Eukaryota, Metazoa, Platyhelminthes, Trematoda, Strigeidida, Schistosomatidae. The record is from the annotation of a GenBank genome assembly.
GCGGUCAUUUUAAGCUCUGGCGUUGCGAUGGAUGACUCUCACAACUUUUUACUGGACUAGUUUAGCUGUCAAAGAUGAUGAAUAUUCCUAAAAAAGUCAAUAUAAUUGUACAGCGUGGGGAGAAUUUGGAAUACACUUCGUCACUUAAAAAAGCCUCUAAAAGUCGUCGAUGGCGCGUUAUAUUUUUGGGUGGAGCGGUUAAAUUAGCCUCAGAGUAUGUUGAUGCAGAAGAUGGUCGUCCAAUAUGGGAUUGUGAAGUAACAUUGGAUUUGAUUAGUCCAUCAGAUCCAGUUACUUUACUUGUUGUCGAUGGAGAUAAUCAUCAUAUCGGUCAAGUUGAUAUCCCCUUAAAUCAAGUUCCCCAAACUGGCAAUCCAAAUUUCGACUUAUCACGGUUAUGUUAUUCUGAUUUAAAAGCGAAGCGAAAAAAUUCUAAUACACAUGGACGUUUAGUUUAUUGGAUUUGGGCUAUUGACUAUUGGCCUCCAGGAACUCAAGCUAAUACUGUACACCAUUCUAAAUCAUUACGUGGUUCACUUACAAAUCUUAGUUCGAAAAUACGUUCAAAAUCUAAGCAUAGAUCCAAAAAUGAUAAUGAUUACACUAAUGGUUAUCAAAAAAGGGAAAUUAAUGGUUCAUCUGCUACUUUACAAGUACCCGGUAUGUCAUAUAAUCCAUUUGAAAAUGAUGGUACUGUAAGUGAAUUCAGUGGACCAAUGGGUUUACCACCAAUGUAUCAAUCACAUUCAAAUAGUCCAUAUGCUCAAUCAGAAUUUGGUGGAUCACUUGCAGGCAGUAUAAAAUCAACUAAACAAAAAAAUAUGUUGAAGAAAUUUAAAUCGAAACUUUCGCAUAGUACACUUAAUUUGGCUGAAGCAGCAGCUAAAAAAGCUGCUGGGAAAGAUCCUUACUUUCAAAGUCUCGAAAAAGGAUCAAAAUCAAAUUUAAGAGGAAGUCAAUCAUCUAUUGGCGGGACAUCUUAUCGAGCCUCAACUUCUCAAUUAGAUAUUUCUACUCGUCUAGUCAGUGAUAAUGGUGGUGGUUACCCAUCACAAAGUUUGUAUCCUCGUCAAGAUUCAGGUAAAUCAAGGAUAUCAGCCAGUUCAUAUUUAGAUGAGCAAGGUGUUGCAACACCUAUUCAACAGCGAACUGAUGGAGUUGGUGAAGUUUCAGCUGCACCUUUUGAGUCACCUGGUAGUUUUCAUACUUCAGCAUUCGGUGCUCAACCUGAUGAUCGACCUAGUAAACCUAUUGAAGAUAUGACAAAGCGUGAAACAGCUGAAUAUGUGACACAUUUACUAAAAUCGUUACAAACUGCUCGAACAGAGAUUACUCGUUUACAAAUAGAAAAUGAUCGAUUGACUGGUCAUUCACAUGAAUCUGAACGAGAAUUAAAUGAAGUUCGUAUGACUUUGGCAACAUUACGCAAUCGUCUAUUAGAAGACAAUCUUACACAAUAUCUUGAAUUGCCUCGUGAAACCAAUGGUUACAUGGGUAUUGGAAGUAGCAGAGUCGAUAGUGUUAUUGGUCUUAGUGUGCGUAAUAAUACUGGUAUGAUGAACAAUGCCAAUCCAUUUGACAAUGUACGACAUGAAAGUACUAUUGAACCCCAAUCAUUUUUGUCGAAAAUCUCCUCUCUAGGAAUGAAUGCUCGUUUAGGAAAUAUCAUUCCACCGACAAAUAAUCAAUUACAAACAAAUGGAAACAGUGCUAAUUUUGGUGGAGGAGGAUGGUGGUAAACAACUAAUCCAUAGAAAAAUAAAUAAUAAUUUGAAUGAAUUGGAUUAUUACACUCCCCGAGCUUUACUUUGAUUUUGUUUUAGAUAAUUGAAUCACCUUGACCUUGUAAUGGAAAAUACUUUUGUGUGUGUUUGUAUGUGCUUGAAUGAUCCUAUUUGCUCAUUUGUAUGAUUAUUUUCUCUAUUUAUUAUUGUUUUCUUGACGUAAGCGGAGGUGAUUUUGUACUUAGGUCUAUAUGUAUAUGCUGUACGCAAAGUAAAAAAAACAUUUCAGGUUGAAAUGUCUUUCAACAUUAUUACUAUUAUUGUUACUGACUAUUAUUAUUAUUGUUAUUCCUAUUAUUCUGCUUCCAAAUAUUACUAUGUUUAUUUUAUUUAAACAAUAUCGAGGCUAUAGAUGUGACAAAAAACAUAUGAACACAGACAAGCGCAUUGAUUAACACAUAUCCAUUCACUAUUGUUCAACAGCUUUGGUGAAAUACAGUAACUAUCUUAAAUGGUAAAUCUACACUUUAGCGCAUCUACUAAAUACAAGUUUAGAGGUUAUAAUCCAUUGUACCAUAAGAAUGAAAUAAAUUUUUGUUUGUUUUUUUAAUAAAAAAAUUCUUAUCUACAGAAGAUCUGUGAUAUUCAGUUGUUUUUGUUUCUAUUCCUAACUAGAACAAUAUUUAAUUGCUCAAUGAUCAAUAGAAUAUUGCCAUCAUUCCUUCUACAUAAACAUUUUUCAUUUACACUUAUUCACAUUAUCCUGUAUUCUCAUAUCAAUAAUAAUAAUUCUUUUAUUAUCUUUACUGACAAUGUUUCAUUUCUGUGUUAUCUUCUAUCUUCUCUAAAAAGGACUACUUAUUACUUUACUUCCUAUCAGAUAAUUUUCACAUGCAAAUUUGAUAAUGUUGUCACAUUUCAUUAAUAAUUUUCUAAAGAAAAAAGAUUCCCUUUUAUCCAGGGUUUACUCAUUGAGAGAGUUUUUCUUUUUUUUAAAUUGAAGAGAAAUUUUGUUUCUAUGUUUUAGUAAAAUAAAUUUUUCGUUUGGUUUUAUCCAAAAAUCACUCAUUCCAUGUGCUUUUCUACGUGUGUGUGUACGCAGAUCGAUUGGCGCUAAAAAAAAAACAACAAAUAACAUACAUCCCCAUGCUAAAUGUAUACAGGCGUAUACGUGUGUUUGUUCUUAUUAUUUCAUAUAUAUGUAUAUUGACAAGGUGGAAAAUAAAAUGGUUGUGUGUGCUUUCUCAACCAUAUACACAUAAUUGAGUGAUUUCAAGGUGUGUUCCAAUCAUAUUUAUCAUUUUUGUUUUCUUUGAUCUAAAAUUUCUUUAAUGAUUUCAUUCAUGGUGAAUUCCAUGCAUUAAAUUGUGUUUUUUUGUUGUUGCUUCAUCUAGGAAUUUUUCAUCACAUGCCAACUCCUCUUUUAUUUUUAAAUAAUAAAUGAAAUUGCUUUUCCCUCACUUUAAUUGAAUCUUACAUCAAUCAGUUUUCUUUUUGUCUUGUCUUGUUCAUUACAUAUAAACAAUUGUUUAAUGAUUAUUUAUCAUUUGAGAGUGCCUAAUUGAAUAUCAAUGUAUAUGGAGUUUCUUCAUAUUAUCAUUAUUAAUAUUAAUAUUAAUACGACCAAUAUAUAUUUACUUUUGUUUAGUAUGGAAUAGUCAAUAAUUUUCUACUUAUUAAUAUGCACAAUUUGUUGUUUUUUCUGUGCCAAUUUGAACAAUUGUUUAUUCUUUUUUGUUCUGAAAAAGAUGACGAGGGACUGAAAGAGCAAGUCAGCUAACGAGAAAGUUGUCAUUUUUUGUUUUAAUCUACUAGUUUUAAGUGACAUCAGGAAAAAAAAAGUUCGAUCCUUUGUGAUUUUAAGCGAUUAUCUGUUUUGUUUGUUUUUUUUUUGAAAAAAAUUACUUUUCAUGAAUGUACUGUGUAACUAUACAUACGUCGGGCAUACAGUAGUAGUUACUUGGAUUUUAAUUCACCUUGAAAGGGAAAGAAAAGAAAAGAUUGUUCAAUUUUAUUCUGAAUUUUGUAAAGCCAAAAAGAGAAAUGAUUAACUGUAAUUGUGUAUUGUGAUAAGAUAUAUUUAAUAUAAUAUUGAGAAUGUUAACUAAUUAUUAUUAUUAUUAUUAUUUUGUUUAUAAUUGGCAAUUCUUUUUUUAUCCAGCCUAACAAAAAAGACGUUGAAAAGAAUUCAAUAUGAAACUAAUAACAAGAUAUUGUUCAGUUGGAUAUUAAUUAAUAAAAGUGUUCAUAAUGAUAACCAUGAUUAAUAAUGACAGAAUGAAUACUUUUCAUAUGAUUCUUGUCUUUUGUUUUGAUUGUAUGUCUCUGUGUUUAUGAAUUACUGGAUCUUUAUUUGUUGGUGUUUGAUGAUAAUGGAUUAUUUCCAUUGAUAAAUAUUUGUGGUGAUAGAUGGAUUUUAUGCGGUGAAUGUUUCGAUGUUUAUUGAUGAAAAAUAAGCUCAGUUAUCUGUCUAAUGCACAAGAUAAACAAGGUUCUUAUCCAGUUAUAGAGUUUUUUUUUCCAUCUUCAAUCAUUCUUACUAGAUGAUUUUGAACAACAUCAAUGUUUCAACCACAGUUAAACUGUUCAAUAUCAUUAUAAACAUUCUAUGAAAAGCAU